UGCCAGUCACCUGCCUCCGAGUCUCAGAAUAUUCUUUGGCUGAGGAGGAGAAAGGACCGAGCGAGAUGAAAUCCCUGCUGAUUGCUUUGGGCCUCGCCCUCUGCUGCCUCGCCCAGGUUGAAUGGGAAGAAGUGACCACAGCCAGCGAUAAGCAUCUGGGUUCCUGGGUGAAUGUUGCAGCUGCGUGUGAUUCACCAGACGCUCUAGAGCAGAUAAGACACAUGUCGGCAUUUGUUGCUGUCCUGUCAAAACCACGGGAAGAUGUGUUUAGCAUUUUGGCCUUCGUCCCCAUGCCGGACGGGUGCAAGAAAGUAACAUACCAGUUCAGAAAAGGAGAAGAUGGAAAAUAUCACAGCCACUGUGAUGAUACAACAGUGACGGUGGAGUCAUUGAAGGCCCUAGGCGAGUCCAUCAUGUCCAUCAUCAAAUAUGACGACUUCAGAACCGCAAUACUUCACAGUCGGACAGUAACUCAGGAUCCAGAGAUAAUUGAGAAAUUCAAAGAAGAAUGUAAAAGGCUCGGCUACAGCAAAGAUCAGAUUGUGGUUUUAAACCCAACCGUGAAGUGCCAAGAAGAAUAGGCAGGUGACCAGAGCAGAGGCCUCGAAACAGCCGGGGGCCGCAGCUGGGCAUGUUUUGGGCUUGGCUCAAAUUCCAGGGAGGAAUCUUAAUAAAUGGACUCAGAAAAUGCAA
Pantherophis guttatus is the source of this 693-nucleotide messenger RNA. RefSeq names its product extracellular fatty acid-binding protein-like. Gene Ontology annotation, molecular function: small molecule binding. NCBI's taxonomy places the organism in Eukaryota, Metazoa, Chordata, Lepidosauria, Squamata, Colubridae. The record is from RefSeq and is a predicted model, not a curated record.